This is a messenger RNA of Drosophila subobscura, 851 nucleotides long. Its product is annotated as female-specific protein transformer. The transcript has 3 exons. The record is from RefSeq and is a predicted model, not a curated record. NCBI's taxonomy places the organism in Eukaryota, Metazoa, Arthropoda, Insecta, Diptera, Drosophilidae. Gene Ontology annotation, biological process: female sex differentiation; mRNA processing. Bases 217 to 813 code for a protein of 198 amino acids.
UAGGUCGAUAUAUAUGCAACAGCUCGCCAAGCUGGAAAAUAACAAUAAAAUGUUAACGUGAUUAUAUUAAUUUGUGUCUUUAGCAUCAACAAUUGGGCAACUCAAUUAAAGCCACGACUGUAAAGGUUAAAGGUACCAACAAAAGCAGCCCGGCGAGCAGCAGAAGCAGCAUAAAGAGGAAGAAAAAAGUGCAUAAAAAAGUGCAUCUGCAUUAUAAUGGAUGCCGACAGCAGUGGAGCGUCCCACCGAGAUUCCCAUGGAUCAAGGACCCGAAGAGACCGGCAUGUACGAGACACUGGAAGAGAACGCGACCGCGUGCGCGAGCAGGAGGCGGUGCCCUACUUUGCUGAUCCGGUGCGUGAGCGGGAUCGUGUGAAGAAUCUGCGUCAGAAAUCCCCGCGUCCGACUGCUAAGCGGGUGCGACGCACCAGGUCGCGAUCGAACUCCUCUGAGCGAAGGCGCCACCAUCGCCGUCGCUCUCGUAGUCGAAGUGGCGAGCAUCGACGCCGGACCCGGAGUCCGCGUCGACGCACGCCACCGCCGCGGAUAAUAACAGUUCCUGUGCCAGUGCCAGCACAUGAGUUCGCAUAUGGAUACGGCUGGCCGGCACCCCAUCCAGCGCAUCAGUUUAAUGGGAUUUAUGGUCCAAUGGCAUAUCCACCGCGUCCACGAUUUGGAUACAGACCAAUGCGACCUGCGUUCCGGGCACCCCCAUAUUCCAGGCCUUAUGGACACCAGCCAUACCGUUCUCGUCAUCCAUUCAAUCCGCAAUCUCGUUUUAGUUAUAGAAACUCGUGGCAACAUCCAAAUUAAAGACACAUUAAAGACACCCUUCGAGACUUUCGACAUAA